Beauveria bassiana ARSEF 2860 is the source of this 972-nucleotide messenger RNA. Its product is annotated as taurine catabolism dioxygenase TauD. The transcript has a single exon. Gene Ontology annotation, molecular function: oxidoreductase activity. NCBI's taxonomy places the organism in Eukaryota, Fungi, Ascomycota, Sordariomycetes, Hypocreales, Cordycipitaceae. The record is from RefSeq and is a predicted model, not a curated record. Bases 1 to 972 code for a protein of 323 amino acids.
AUGAAUGUGGCCAAUUCGUCCUCGCGACUAUGCAGAGCCACCGCCCGACUUCCUACCAAGCGGCCUGUGCUAUACCAACCUGCACUUAUACGAAGUUGCUCCUUUUCAACGGUGCAAACGAAAAGAGACAGCCAUGAGAGGCCAUCAACAAUACAAUUCCAGGCCACUGACCCGUUGAGCGCCACGGAGCCACGGUUCGUGGCCAAUGUACAUCAAGCACUGGAGCGCAGUGGAAUGGCCAAGAUUAAGCUCGACUUUUCAGACCCAAAGAGCAGCUUUCUCGAGAAAUUGGUUUGCAGCUUCAACAAAAACCACGGUCAUCAGCUUCCCAUCACCCACAGCGCAUCGCAGGGCUGGUUCUGGGACGUUCGUCCGAGCAAUGGAACGCUGAUUCCGCUCCAGACGGCCAACCAUCGUGCGCGCUCCGAGACCAUGGAAGACUUUCCCUGGCACACGGACUGCAGCUACGAGGCCUCGCCGCCGCGCUACUUUGGUCUUCAUGUGCUGCAGCACGACCGACACGGAGGGGGCACUCUGUCUGCCAUGAACAUUGAAAAGCUCGGCGAGGCUCUGUCGCCCGAGGCUCGACAGUCUCUACGACGCAAUGAGUACACGAUUACUAUUCCCCCAGAGUUUAUCAAGGAUGUCUCUCAGACAAAGAUUGAGGGCAACAUCAUGGCUUUUGGUCAGACAAGCGGCUCAACAACAACCAUGAUGCGAUAUCGGCGCGAUCUGCUGAAACCUCAGACUACCGCGGCGGCUGCGGCCCUGCACGAGUUGGACACGCUGCUUGAUGGCACAUCUGGCGUGGCUGCAAAGUCUACUGUCCAUCUAACGGCAAGCGAUUGCCCGUCUGGUACAAUUAUAUUGAUGGAUAAUAGGCGUUGGUUACACGCGCGUAAUCAUAUCAAGGACCCAGACCGUCACCUGCGUCGGAUACGUUGGGAUGCGAUUCCGUUUCCACGAGACUAG